Anarrhichthys ocellatus (wolf-eel) is the source of this 785-nucleotide messenger RNA. RefSeq names its product killer cell lectin-like receptor subfamily G member 1. The record is from RefSeq and is a predicted model, not a curated record. The coding region runs from base 40 to 726 and encodes 228 amino acids. Lineage: Eukaryota; Metazoa; Chordata; Actinopteri; Perciformes; Anarhichadidae. The transcript is spliced from 6 exons.
GCAGUCAAAGUACGAGGAGAAAGAGCAUCAAACUGCUGCAUGGAGUUGAGAAACCAGGAGGAGGAUGCAAAGAGGGAAACACCUGCAGAUGCAAGAUGCUGUCAAACAUGUCGGCUCACAAUUCGAGUGGUUAUUGCCGUGGCAGCAACAAUCCUGGUCUCGGGACUUAUUUGGUGUUUCGUAUUAUUUGCCACGUGGACGGCAGCACCAGAAGUGGAUCAGACCUCCAAAACGUCAGGAGAGGAGAUGAUGACGGAGCGACUGCAGCAGUGCCAAAAACAGCGCCAUGAUGUUGACCUGAUGCUCCACGCUGCCACUCGUGACUCCAGGUGCAGUUUGUGUCCAGACGGAUGGCGGUGGUGGAGGAGUCGCUGCUACUUCUUUUCAGUGGGGCUGCAGGAAGAUCGUCGGUGGAACGAGAGCGCUGAGUUCUGCCUGCAACACAACAGCAGCCUGGCUGUGAUCAAAGACUCUGCAGAGAUGGAAUUUAUCCAAAGUGUGAUGAGGACGUUCCCUCACUUGCCCUUCAUGUGGAUCGGACUGACAGACGCUAAGCAGGAGGGUCAGUGGCUCUGGUUGGACGGGACAGACAUCCAGCACUCCAUGCCGGGGACGGUGGAGUGGGAUGCUGAUCACAGGGACUGUGCAGACCUGAGGGGAGGUGGGAGUCUCUUCGCCUCCAGCUGUGAGGCUUAUGGACCCUGGGCGUGUAAGAGAGACUCCUGACACACAUCUCCAUGUAAAGCGAUGUAUUUACUUGAGGGAUAAAGUCAGCUCUGCAGGGG